AUGGAGGCGCCUCAGGACUUCAAGUCCCAACAAGAGGGCAUUCAAAAGUCUCUCGUAUCCACUGUCAAAUCCGUCAAUCGCCUAGCCGCUGAGGAUCUAAGCUUCCUGCGAACCGUAAGCCCCGAUGUUGCGGAACAACUCGACGACAGGUCGGCACGCAUCCUGCAUCUUUCCACACGUUUACUUCAAUCUGCAGCCAAGGCGUGCGGUGUCAAGGCUCCGAGACUCGAAGAUGUAGAGGACAUUGACAUGAGUUGGCAGUCUAUUGAGGACGUUGUGGAUUCCGUUCUCGAAAAGGCUGAUACUGCCGUGGACGAAUACACUGGCUUGAUUAAGCGAAAAGAACCUCCCAGCGCGGAUACUGGCCCCAAGGCAAAGAGGCCAAGGCCUACCGGCAAACUUGUCCGUAAUGCAAACAUCACCAAGCCCCAGGCCAUGUUCGAGAGGAAGCCCGACAACUUUCCUACCGGUCCUUGGAAACCAAUUCUCGCCAACAAGCCUCACGCUACCGUUUCACUAGAACAGAGUCUCUUCACUGCUCCAGGCGAAGAUGGCACAGCCCAGUAUAAGCACCCUUACGAAACAGAAAUCUCAACCAUGAAAUACCCAGAGUGGGUAUUCCAAAAGCACGAUCCCAUACCCUCACAACCAAUAGAUUCAACGAAAGCUACGUGGGUAGACACCUAUGAAGGAGUUCUCGAGAUGUUGGAGGAACUUAGGAAGGCCAAGGAGAUUGCCGUCGACUUGGAACACCACGAUUUCCGCACAUACACGGGUCUUGUUUGCCUGAUGCAAGUUAGCACUCGGGAUCGGGACUGGAUUGUAGAUACGCUGCAGCCAUGGCGUCACAAGCUUGAGGUCCUCAACGACGUUUUUGCCGACCCCAGUGUCGUGAAGGUCUUUCAUGGUGCGUACAUGGACAUGGUUUGGCUACAACGGGACCUGGGUCUUUACGUAAAUGGUCUUUUCGAUACCUACUUUGCCUGUAAUCUUCUCAACUAUCCAGGCAGAAGUUUGGCAUUUUUGCUCUCAAAAUUUGUCGGUUUUGAUGCCGACAAGCAGUACCAGCUGGCUGACUGGAGAAUACGGCCCAUCCCAGAAGACAUGCUGUAUUACGCUCGGUCAGACACGCACUAUCUUCUUUACAUCUAUGAUAAUGUCCGCAAUGAGCUUAUCGAAGCCUCGGACAAAAGCGACCCGGAAAAGGACUACAUCAACCAGGCUUUGGAAAGAUCAAGAGAAUUGGCGCUAUCACGGCACGAAAACCCCGACUACAACGAGACAACAGGUGAGGGAGCUAGAGGAUGGUACAAUUACGUUUUCAAGCACUCCCACCUCGCCUUGAAUGGAGAGCAGUUUUCCAUCUUCAAAGCAUUAUGGAAGUGGAGGGACGAAACGGCGCGGCAGGAAGACGAAAGCCCCAACUUCGUACUGGGACCAACCAAUGUCACUGAAAUUGCACGCGUCAAUCCUCCCGAUGUCAAGGCUCUACACAGUCUGUUGCCUCUGACAGCGCGUCUGGCCAAAGCGCGCUUGAAUGAUAUCUGGGCCCGUGUUCAAGAGGCCAAGACCCGAGGCGGACCAAGCUUAAUGCAAUUCUUCACAACCCUAGCGCCACAGUCAGCAACUAAGAGCAAGUUACCAAAAUUCCCUAGAGAGCGUGUGGAACUGCCCAUUCUGGAAGGACCCAAUGUCUCAAUGGGGAUAAUGGCUCAGUCCAAGCUCUUCGGAAGCAUGCCUAUAAGUUCGCGAUGGGAAGACUCAAAGGGAUCGCCAACACACAUGGAGGGCAAUAUACCUUUCCCUUGGCAGCGAUUUGUCCAGGAUUCUGCUACAGUUGAUGGAGCACAGGAGGAAAAUACUGCCCAUCAAGUUGUGGAAGAAGCUCCCUCAACCAUGGAAACACCCAAACUGAAAGCUCAGAUGGAAGAGCUUGACGAAGAGUUCACUCUAAAGACAGGCAGAAAGCGGAAAUCUGAGUCGGAGCCAGAUCAAGACGACGAGACGUCAUCCUCUGGCGAAUCGGAAUCAGAGUCCGAAUCCGAAUCCGAAUCUGAAUCUGAGCCAGAGCCAGAGCCACCAGCAACCGAGAAGGACAUGCCUAUUGCAGAUUCCGACGGCGUCAUAUCCAUAGUAGACAAUCCACCCAAAAAGACCAAGAAGCAACGCCAGCUAGAACGCCGCCAGAAGAAAAAACAAGAGGAUCUCGAAAUCGCCAAGAAACGAGAAGCCAAACUUGCGAGAAAAGCAAGAAAGCAAGAAAAAAGCCGACAAGGCAAAGAGGAACAAAAGAAGAAGUACAAUGCUGUGCCAUUUGAUUACACCAAGGCCCCAUCCGUUAUGCAGGCCAAUCGCGGACAAGCUCAGCAGGGCGGGAAGAAAGAACAGAAGAAGGUGUUUGAUCCAUAUUCCAAGACUGGUGACAAUGAGAUUAAGGGCGCGAGAAAAAUGCCGCCUAUUAGGGGCGAAAGGAGUGCUACGUUUAAGAAGUAG
This is a messenger RNA of Metarhizium brunneum ARSEF 3297, 2493 nucleotides long. RefSeq names its product Exosome complex exonuclease rrp6 (gene rrp6). Lineage: Eukaryota; Fungi; Ascomycota; Sordariomycetes; Hypocreales; Clavicipitaceae. Gene Ontology annotation, cellular component: nucleolus; nuclear exosome (RNase complex). The record is from RefSeq and is a predicted model, not a curated record. Gene Ontology annotation, biological process: nuclear polyadenylation-dependent snRNA catabolic process; histone mRNA catabolic process; poly(A)-dependent snoRNA 3'-end processing. Gene Ontology annotation, molecular function: single-stranded RNA binding; nucleotide binding; 3'-5'-RNA exonuclease activity.